Molecule: messenger RNA, 2585 nt
Organism: Tetranychus urticae (two-spotted spider mite)
Lineage: Eukaryota; Metazoa; Arthropoda; Arachnida; Trombidiformes; Tetranychidae
Gene: yata
Product: N-terminal kinase-like protein yata
Biological process (GO): protein phosphorylation
Molecular function (GO): protein binding; ATP binding; protein kinase activity
Source: RefSeq, a predicted model, not a curated record
GGUUCUAGUUACACAAUAAGAUAUUCACUUGUCAAUUGACAUUAGACCAAAGUUUGUUUUCAUAUUGCUAGGUCUAAUUUUGUGACUGAAGUUUUAAUUAUAUUUUAUAAAAUGUGGUCAUUUUGGUCAAGAAAUCCAACUAAGGAUUUCCCUUAUGAUCUAGGAGAUUUAAUUAAUUCACAUCUAGAGGAAUCAAUAUGGAUAAUCCAGAAAGGAAAGAAAAAGGGUUCUGGAGAAGCUGUUACAAUUUUCCGUUUUGAAUGUAAACCAGGGACGGAACACCUAUUGGAUAAAGCUAAAUCAGCAUUGAAACGAAUCAAAACACUAAGACAUCCGUCUUUUUUAACUUACGUUGACUCGCUCGAGACAGAUAAAAUUGUUUGUAUUGUUACUGAACCAGUUGAACCUCUCCCUUCAUAUCUUGAAUCAGCAGAAAACUUUACCAAUGAACAAAAGUCAAAUGCAAUCUCGUAUGGUUUACAUCAAGUUGCUAUUGGACUUGGAUUUUUAAUAAAUGAUUGCAAUUUCAAUCACAAUAACUUACAUUUAGGUUCAGUACUAGUCAAUUCAAGUGGAGUUUGGAAAAUUGGAGGUCUCGAAUAUGUCACUUCAAAUAACCAAGAAAAUCAAGUACCUUCUAUAACAAAACAUCACCAUUCUCUUGAUAAAUACAACCCGCCUGAACUAUCUGAUUCUUCAUCGAAAAGUUCAUCAAAUAAAUGGUCAGUCGAUAGUUAUGCAUUAGGCUGCUUAAUUUGGGAAAUUUUCAAUGGUUCAAUGUCUCAUCAAAACGAUUUGAAGUCACCUGGAAAGAUUCCAAGUAAUCUGGUCGCUGUCUAUAAAGAAUUAAUCGAUUCAAAUCCUAAACGCAGAAUUAGUCCAUUGGAUUUUGUGCAGAGAUGUCGUGCCAAAGGCUGUUAUAUGAAAAAUCCUUUCAUAGAUUCCAUGUUAUUUAUUGAGGAGAUUCAGAUCAAAGAUCAAACUGAACGAAACAGAUUUUUUACUCAUCUCAAUGAUGCAUUAAACUCAUUUCCUCCUGAUGUAUGUAAAAACAAAAUGCUGCCACAACUUAUUAUUGCCCUGGAAUUCAACAAUACUGGGUCUGCCUUUUUAGGACCACUUUUAAAAAUUGGAAAGCUUUUAAAUGAAGACGAAUAUCAAACCAAAAUUGUCCCUUGUGUUAUAAAAUUAUUUGCUGUGAAGGAUCGGGCAACUCGUGCUAAAUUACUGCAAGAGAUGGAAUCUUUUAUAAAUUAUUUGCAGCCCAAUGUAGUGAAUGAGCAAAUUUUCUUUCAUGUUUCACAAGGAUUCGUUGAUUCUAACCCAGUCAUUAGAGAACAAACUGUUAAAUGUAUGUUACACUUGGCUCCGAAACUCAGUUACUCAAAUCUUAAUGAAGAAGUUAUAAAACACUUUGCCAGACUUCAAACUCGAGAUGAGGAGGGUGGUAUUCGAACUAAUACAGCUGUUUGUCUUGGGAAAAUUGCAAAAUAUUUACAUCCUCAGACUCGACAAACUGUUCUCAUUCCUUCAUUCUUAAGAUCUAUGCGGGAUCCAUUUGUUCCAGCGCGAAUAGCCGGAAUACUCGCUCUUUCAGCAACUCAAACUUUUUAUUCCCUUUGCGAUACAGCAACUAGAGUAAUGCCUGCUCUGUGUCAUUUGACUAUGGACCCAGAUAAGUCAGUCCGUGAUCAAGCCUUCAAAGCUUUAAAAGGAUUUAUCAGCAAAAUAGAGAAGGUUUCUGAAGAUCCUUCCUUAGCAGAACAAAUGGAAGCUGAUCUCAACGCUUCUGGAAGCAACGUCUCUACAACACUGGCUGCAAACUGGGCAAGCUGGGCUGUUAGCUCAUUGACAUCUAAAUUUUAUCGUUCGAAACCAACAAGUAUUAACCCAAGUAACAAUAAUCAGAUUUCUAGUGAUAAAACAGUUAAUCAGCAAACGAGUAGAAGUCCUAAAUUGACUGAUUCUGAUAUUAAAAGUCCAUCCGAAGAUUCCAUAAAUGAAGAUGGUGAUGGUUGGGAUCCUAUUGACGAGCCACUUUCUUCAACAGUCCAUAAAACUGAGUUAGAAAAUAAAAAAUCAAUGGAUGGCUGGGAUAAUGAGGACAUUUGGAAUGAUGACGAAGUGAUUGAUAAAGAAAUUGCUUCUGCAAAUGUUCAGAGCCCUACAAAACUUGAAAAUAGCGAAGAUAAUUGGUUAGAUGCUCAGUUAAGACCAAAUAAUAAAGCGGAUUUGCGUAAGCCAAGUCUUAGUUCCAGAAAUAUUCAACCUCAAGAUGUUGUUAAAACAGAGCUAGAUGAUAACCAAGAUGUCGAGAAGGAAAGACCAAGAAGACCAAGAACUAACAUUGAAAGGAAAACAACAAAAACGAAAAAAGGUCCAAUGAAGUUAGGAGCACAGAAAAUCACUUAAUGUGUGCAACUUUGUGAGCAUAAUAAACCAAAUUUUCUACUAAUAAUAACCUAAAACUUAUUACUCAUUUUUUCGAUUGAAAAAAGUUACGAAUUUGUAAAUUUCUUUGAUAUUCGUCUUCAUUUAAAAGAUUCCCAAUCUUUUAAUGAAUAAAAUUUGAUGACAAGUUUUGA